AAUUGCAUAAAUAUUCCCAUUUUUGUGCUGAUUUUUGCAUUUUGAUUCAAUGGGUAUUGUUCCUUUAAUGCAUUUUGAAGAACCUAUGUCUUGAAAAGUUGAUUAAUUUGUGUUUAAGAAAACACCCUGGGUACUGGGUCUUUUGUAUUUUUUGCAAUAUGUGAUGUAUUUGUAUCUUUGAUUGAUAUAAUCUUCAAUUGAAAUAAUCUUCAAUUCUGACUUUUGUUGGGUUAAAAUGUUCUUUGUUUGAUUUGAGUGAAAAAUGACCUAAUUUGUUAUAUUUUGUAUUUGCCCAAGUUUGUAUCUUGUUUCUAUUUAAGAGAAAUUCAAACUUAAAAUGCAUUCUAAAUAUUGUUUAAUGAAUUCCAUAUAAAAUUUUAUGGAGCUUAUUUGAAAUCUGUAGUUUUCUUUGUUUGGAAUUGAAAAAAUUAUUGAUUCCAAACUUGAGGAUCCAUUUGUAAAUGCAUUUAAGUAUGAACUUUAUUCCCAAAUGUUUUGAGUUCCGGUUUUGAUACAUUAAUUUGGUUAGAAAUCCCGACCUUAGCAAUAGCUUCACCAUCUAUGGUGAUUGUUAAUGGAUCAGGUAAAACUAUUUCAAUUUUGACAGAGCCGAGGGCAGUGUACCUUGCUAUUGUUAGCAAAACAUAGGUAGUUUUCCUUGAUCCUUAAUAUCGAAUUGCCUCGAUAUUCAUCCGUAGUUACUAACUAGAAGAGAUUCCAAACCAUAGAUCAUUCACUUCCCUCGAGACAUGUCCGGCUAAGGCCAAACUCGUUGCAUGAAAAAACUCCUUUGUCUUGUGAAAAUCAGUCAGAUACUUUGUUCUUUUAAAGUGUUUUGAAUAGGUUGUUUUGUAUUAUUGUUCUCAGACAUGACCCCGAACAUGAAGAGAAGGUUCAAGUGGUAAACGUUAUACAUGAUAAAACAAAAUGUGAUAUCACAAUCAUAAAAUUUCAAGGGAUUGUCUUACAUUUGUGUGAAUUUCAUUUUAUGUUACUAAAAAAAAAUGGCCUGUUAGUAUAGUUUCGUUACUAUUUUUGCUAUUAUUUAUGCCAUGAUCUGCUUGGUUUUUAUGAAUCUGAUCAAAUUUUACGUUAUUUUCGGUUUAAGCCAAAAGCUAACACUGAUAUGUUUGUUUGUCUGGGCUUGUGCUUGUCAAUUAUGGAAAAGCAGUAUGCAUUAAAUUCCAAAAAGAAAAGCUAUAUCUGGUCAUUCAGAAAAAAAAAAAUCACCAGAUGGGUCAACAAACAAUAGACUCUAAAGUUAGUGAAUACGGGCUGCGGAAUCCUGAAAGUAACUUGCCGACUUGUGAUAAGCAACCUCUGGUUGGUACAAAGAAGACACCAUUAAGAGAUCUGCAGAACGAAAACAGAACUGUGCCGUACUCUACGGGAAGCUCUUCAUUUUCUAAAGAUAGAGGACCUGUUAUCGAUCCUGCUAAGGUUUCUGGAAAUAAGAGACCAGCCCCUGAAUGUCCUGUGAGUCCUUCACGCUGCCAAUCUCCGAGCAGUAGUGCUAUAAACGGGCAUCUUGUUUAUGUGCGUAGAAAACCCGAAGCAGAAUUAGCGAAAAACUGUGCUUUGGACUGUAGCAGCACAAGUAAUUGCCAACAGCCGAGGCCUGCAGGUGGUCAAGUGGAGGAAAUUAACCAACAAAAGCCCCAAAUAAAGGAGCCUAAAGUUUCUUGUUUUCCAGCAUUUGCACCACUUCCGAUGGCGCCCUUGACAAGUUCAUCUGCCAAACCUUCAGUGCCUAUACCUCUCGGAAAAUCUGCUACGAGAUUAGCACCACCCUUGGAAUCCAAUCAACAUACGCUCGAUUCCUCAGCCUCUGCAUUGGAUAGUCCGAAUGGAUUUAAGAAGCUUCACUGGGAAGAGCGGUAUUAUCAUUUGCAGAUGCUAUUGAAAAAGUUGGACCAGUCCGAUCUAGAGGAUUAUACCCAGAUGCUUCAAUCACUUUCUGCAGUUGAACUCAGUAAACAUGCUAUAGAACUCGAAAAAAGAUCGAUUCAGCUCUCACUGGAAGAAGCGAAAGAGUUGCAGCGUGUUGCCGUUUUAAAUGUCCUGGGAAAAACCAUGAAGAUAGCUAAAGCACCCUCGAAUCAACCGGAUCAAUCGUACAAAUAAAAAGUAUCACAAGGUAACCAAUGUUGUAAGUUGUAAUAGAAAAACCGGUGCACAAACGUGCGCACUUGUUCUGAUCUUCGUUCUUUGUAGUUGUUCUGCAGUUGCUGGCUAAUGCGGUAUUUACUGUAGUUUUAUCUCGAAAAUUCCGUGUAUUUUCAUAGCGAAAAGGUACGGACAGUACACUUAAAACUGUAUUGUCAUAUGUGUUCUGAAAUGAUCCUUUUUUAAGUUUCUUUCUUCUUUA
Gossypium raimondii (Peruvian cotton) is the source of this 2368-nucleotide messenger RNA. RefSeq lists its product as uncharacterized. The record is from RefSeq and is a predicted model, not a curated record. Lineage: Eukaryota; Viridiplantae; Streptophyta; Magnoliopsida; Malvales; Malvaceae. Bases 1234 to 2124 code for a protein of 296 amino acids. The transcript is spliced from 4 exons.